GCUCCAGGGCCAUUUAGGAGUGCAAUGGGGGCAGCACCACGGUCAGUUUGUGGGGUGCAGUGGAGGCUGUGAGGGGGUCCAAUGGGGAGGGCACCAGGGCCAGUUUGUGGGGUGCAGUGGGGGCACCACCAGAGUCAAUUUGUGGGUGCAGGGAGGGUCGUGGGUGGCUGGUGCAGAGGGAUUUGGGGGUGCAGUGGAGGGGGGCUGAGGGAUGCAGUGCCUGCUGGCCGCAGAGACUGUAGCCCCCCCACCCCCAGCACUGGUGGGUACCCAGGAGGCCUCUGCCCCCUGCUCUCCCCAGGUCUGACCUGCGCCAGAUGUUGGCGACCAAGAGUGUGGAGAACAUCCAGUUCCUGCCCUUCCUCACCACCGACGCCAACAACGUGGGCUGGCUGGGCUAUGGCUGCCUGAAGGGGGACGGGACGCUCAUCACCGUCAACGCCAUCGGGGCGGCCCUGCAGACCCUCUACAUCCUGGUGUAUCUCUACUACAGCCCUGCCAAGCGCCCCGUGCUGCUGCAGAUCCUGCUGCUCCUGGCCGUGGUGGUCACCGGCUGCGGCUACUUUGCCCUCCUGGUGGACACGGGGACGCGCCUGGGGCGCCUGGGGCUCUUCUGCAGCGUCUUCACCAUCACCAUGUACCUCUCACCGCUGGCUGACCUGGCCAAGGUUGUCCGGAGCAAGUCGACGCGGUGCUUGUCCUUCCCCUUGACCGUGACCACCUUCGUGGCCUCCAGCAGCUGGACACUCUAUGGCCUGCAGAUGCAUGACCCCUACAUCACGGUCCCCAACGUGCCGGGAGUCGUCACCAGCCUCGUGCGGUUCUGGCUGUUCCGGUGGUACCGGACGGGGCAGGACAGGUCUUACAGCCCCCUGCCCGCCUGAGGGGCCCCCCGAGGAGCCCCCCAACUCCAGCCUGGGCUGGCCCUGCCGCCACAGCCCUGGGUGCCACCACUGUCCCCUCCCAAAGGGACACCAGGAGGCACCUCCUGCCUCGGUGCAACCCAGCCCCGCAUCCUUCAGCGAUGCCUUCGGGGUGCCAGGAGCACCCCCAAAUCCCAGGGUGGGAAGAUGGUCUUCCAUGCCCACGGCUCUGCCUGGCGCCGGGCUGGGGCUGCCAGGGGCCUGGGCAUCUUUUUUUUUUGUACGGAUUCAAGUGCCUUUUAAUAAAUCAGAGACUUCCCAGCGCCUGGUCUUUGUCC
Lepidothrix coronata (blue-crowned manakin) is the source of this 1201-nucleotide messenger RNA. It is a transcript of the gene SLC50A1, whose product is annotated as solute carrier family 50 member 1. Gene Ontology annotation, molecular function: sugar transmembrane transporter activity. The record is from RefSeq and is a predicted model, not a curated record. Gene Ontology annotation, cellular component: membrane. The transcript is spliced from 5 exons. Gene Ontology annotation, biological process: carbohydrate transport. Lineage: Eukaryota; Metazoa; Chordata; Aves; Passeriformes; Pipridae. Bases 318 to 884 code for a protein of 188 amino acids.